GGAAGACGCGGAGUUCGAUUCGGCUACUUUUACAGAGACAGAGGGGGAGAGAGAGUGAGACCACGUUCUGAAUUUUCGUGCAAAAAAAAUUUAUUUUUUUAAAAAACUUGAAGUAGAAGAUCUCAGCUUUUUCUUUUUUUCUUGGCAUUGAUGGAUGACAAAAAAGUGAGGAUACAUCCGGACCUUAAUCAUGACAAAAGAGAUGGCCUUCCAAAGGCAUUUUAUCCUGCAUUGGAUUUUUUUUCACAGAUCCCUCAAAGACUUCAAAGUGGUUUAAAGACUCAUUUCAAGCAGUUGAUGAAAAAUGAGAGGAAAAGAGAACGCACAAGGACUUCUCUGUCCAAGGAAAAGGUGUCAUAUGCUGCUUCGGAAGUCAACUUGGUGAAGCAACUGCAAGUUUGGAAAGAGAAUCCUACUUGGAUCGAUCAACCUUCUGAAGUAAAGGUCAGUGUACCGAAAGGUUCUCUAUGCAACCUUAAUGUGAAAUUCCAAGUUGGGUUGCCUCCAGAUGCAGUAUAUAACAUUGUUAUCGACCCUGAAAAUAAAAGAGUCUUCAAGAACAUCAAGGAAGUGAUAUCAAGGAAGGUUUUGGUUGAUGAGGGCCUAAGGCAGGUAGUUGAGGUGGAGCAAGCAGCUAUAUGGAAGUUCCUUUGGUGGUCUGGAACUAUUUCAGUACAUGUUUUAGUUGACCAGAACAGAGAAGAUCACUCAGUGAAAUUCAAGCAAGGCAAGGUGGGCUUUAUGAAGAGAUUUGAAGGCUGCUGGAAAGUUGAACCUUUAUUUGUCGACGAUCAGCUGUGCCAUCCAUUCAAGCCCGAAAAGUGGGCCAACUACGAUUCGUGUACCGGUGGAAAAGGAAGAGUUGGAUCAGUCGUCAGCUUACAGCAACUUAUCCAGCCAGCUCUUGUACCACCACCACCAAUUUCAUGGUAUCUAAGAGGCAUCACUACAAGGACUACAGAAAUGCUAAUAAACGAUCUCCAAGCGGAGGCUGCUAGGAUUAGGGGAUCUGUCAAUGAUGCCCAUUUCAAUCAAGAGCCCAGACAACACAAUGGUGCGAUAGACAAAAACGAAGCCCAUAACGUCAAUGAUAUUAAAGAGAGAUGGCGCCGUAGAAGGAUAAACAAGAGAAAGCAGAACGGUUACAGAAGAUCACUAAUACAGUGAUCUGUUUACUUGAUGAGGCUUGAUGGGGCCUGUUCUCUGGUGCAUCUUGAUGUGCAGGGAUCCAUGCGGCUUUAACUAAUGCUUAAGUGUGUGUUUGGAUGCUCGAUUGAAUUGAAUUGCAAUGAUCGAACCGACAUAGAAAACAGUCAAAGAUGGUGCAAUGCCAUUUCAGCCGUCGCAGUUACAAUUGUUCCAAGUCAGACAUGGAAUGAUUGUAAAUUCAACUAUUGGGCCAAUUCGCCCAAUUCCAAUUUGUAGAAUUAUUGCGAUUCAAUUCAACUGAGCAUCCAAACGAACCAUAAUCAAAGCUGUGAAAUCCUGUAACUGAGAAAUGCUAUCUUGCUGGUUUUGUAGGGGUUCCUUUCUAGGAAGCAUUGGUGAUCUUUACUGUAUCAGUCAACUGAAGCUAUGUGCUUUGAAUACUAAUAUUUAAAGGUGAUAUGAAAUAUUUUGUAAUUCUAUUUAAGAUUAUGUUAAGGGUGCAUUUGGCUGCCAUGAUAUUUAGACCAGCCAAACGCACUCUAAAGCAAAUAAACAGCUUUAUGUAUUCCUGUUGAUGUUUUUCUUUUUCUUUUUCUUUUUCUUUUUCUAGUAUGAACAAAGAUGCAAGGCCUUUCUCUGAGUAAUUUUUUGCAACUCUGUCAGAAUGUGAUGGAUGA
Messenger RNA from Magnolia sinica, 1826 nucleotides. RefSeq lists its product as uncharacterized. NCBI's taxonomy places the organism in Eukaryota, Viridiplantae, Streptophyta, Magnoliopsida, Magnoliales, Magnoliaceae. The transcript is spliced from 6 exons. The record is from RefSeq and is a predicted model, not a curated record. The coding region runs from base 151 to 1167 and encodes 338 amino acids.